This is a messenger RNA of Cynoglossus semilaevis (tongue sole), 3444 nucleotides long. Its product is annotated as phospholipid scramblase 1. Gene Ontology annotation, biological process: plasma membrane phospholipid scrambling. Gene Ontology annotation, molecular function: phospholipid scramblase activity. NCBI's taxonomy places the organism in Eukaryota, Metazoa, Chordata, Actinopteri, Pleuronectiformes, Cynoglossidae. The record is from RefSeq and is a predicted model, not a curated record. The transcript has 7 exons. Gene Ontology annotation, cellular component: plasma membrane. The coding region runs from base 107 to 793 and encodes 228 amino acids.
UCUCAACCAAUCAGAUGGAAUCUUUAUUCCACACGUUCCGUAGCUGGAGUCGCCCUGUUAUUCUACGUAGCAGGUGGACUAGCGGUGUCACUCCAGGCUGAUAAAGAUGAACAUGUACUCUCUGCCCAGCCAGGGAAUACCAGGCUGUCCGCCAGGGUUAGAGUACCUGACGCAAGUGGAUCAGCUGCUCAUCAAACAGAAAGUAGAACUUGUUGAAGCUCUGGUGGGGUUUGAAAGCAACAACAAGUACGAAGUACGCAACUCCAUGGGUCAGAACGUUUUCUACGCCGUAGAGGAGAACGACUGCCUGAACCGUCAGUGCUGCGGCCCACUGCGCCCCUUCACCAUCCACAUCAUCGACAAUUUUGGACAGGAGAUGAUCACGGUCUCCAGACCCCUGAAGUGCAUGUCCUGCUGCUUCCCUGGAUGUUUGCAGGAACUGGAGGUGCAGUCACCCCCCGGUAACACGGUGGGAUACGUUAUACAACAGUGGCAUCCGUUCUCGCCGAAAUUCAUCGUUGCAAACGAGCACAUGGAGCCCGUUCUGAAGAUCCACGGCCCGUUCUGUGGAUGGAGCUUCCUCCCCGAUGUUGACUUUGACAUUCUGACCAUCGAUGAAGUCAGCAAGAUUGGCAAAAUCAGCAAGCAGUGGUCGGGCCUGAUGCGGGAAAUAUUUUCAGAUUCCGACAACUUUGGAAUCCAGUUCCCCAUGGAUCUGGACGUGAGGAUAAAGGCCGUCAUGAUCGGAGCGUGUUUUCUUAUCGAUUUCAUGUUUUUUGAGUCAACCAACUAGGGACCAACUGGGGUCGAAAUGAAACCUCAACCAAGCCAUGAUGGAAGCCCUCACAUCCAACAACCAUCAGACAGUUGGCUGGAACCAUGUUCCAAAUUCACAUGAACAACGAAACAGGAGGUUUGUUUUAGUCUCACUGAAAUAUGUCACUGGGCUUCGAAUAAGAAAUGUUUAAGUCGUCUUUGUUUUUAUAAGAUAAAGGUUUACUUUUGUGUUUAGCAGACAGGUAACUAAAGAACGUGGGGGGGAAGGGGGGGGGCAGAUUAAGCUGAGAAACAGGGAACAUUUUGUUUAGCCGUAAUUCUUGUGUUAUUUUUUGUGUUACAGGAAAAAAAAAUACUUCUGAACCGUUUUGAUUUUUAAGUGCAUGAAGUGACGUUCUUUGUUUACAUUUAAAGGUUGUUUUAAAGGCAGAAUGUAUUUAUUAUUAGUUGUAGCAAAACGUUUUGACUGAUUUAAAAAGUAGAGAAGUGAAGCGCAUUUAAGCACCCCCUGCUGGGGAGGUGCUAGAGGUGUCUGCUUUCUCUACCUUUGGGUCUUACCCCAAGAAGCACUCUGUUUGUAGCUGCAGUAUAGUUUCCUUCGACCAAAGUGUCUCUUGUAUUUGCAGUAGUUUCUUGCUCUCGUUUAUUGAUUCAUUCCUUUGCUGUUAUUUAUUUGUGUGUGUCUGUGCUGCAAGUGCACUUGUGUAUUUACUGUACUGUAAAUAUAAAGUCACCCUAUAUAUGUCUGAUGCAUAUUCAGACUGCAUAAUCUGCCAUCCCGGUCUCAGUCCACAAGAGGGAGCUCUCCUUCUACCUUAGUAAAACUCUUAAAAGUCCCAAACGAACUGAUUCACUACUUGUGCCACAGGUUUUGCUUCACACACACGCGCGCUUGUGCAGUAUAUUUUUGGACAAACUCAGGUUGAAACUGGAAGGCAGGCUACUGUAACACAGUGUAACUGCUCUGCUGCUGCGUUCACGUGUUACUCGCUCCGUGGUGGCCCAGUCUUGUUGAUUAGAGUCUAUUUUGGAGGAUGUUUUGUAAAUGAGCCUGUUUUCAAAUGACAUAUUUUGCCUAACGUUUUGCAGUGUUUCUGUGCUACACUGUUCAGGAAGUUUUGUUGUUGUUGUUGUUGUUGUUUACGUUGUGCAACAGCUUUUCACUGAUUAGCCAUAUAAAAGACGAACAUAAUUGCCAACCGUAUGGACACCAAGUAGAGAUUUACAGUACUGUGUAUUAAAUCUACUCUGUUCUACUUCAACAACAAUUGUACAGUGAUAAUUAAAAAAAACAUAUUUGCUUGAAAUUUGUGAAAUAUUUGGAAUAAUGUUUAGGGAUACGGGGGUCGGGAGGGAGAGGUACAGUUUGUGUCAAGGUCAAAAAUAUGACUGAUGAUUUCAUAAAUAAUAAUUACCAAACCCAUAAAAAGUCUCCCAAACAGGAGCUCAAUACAUUCUUUAAAUACUUCACGAGAAGAUUCUUUUCACUAAUACAAUGAUCUAUAAUUAAAAAUGUUGGCAACACUAGUUUAAAGAGACUUUAUACAUGGUACACUGUACAUCCUGAUACUAAAAAAGCAGGUUUCAUUGAAAUAUAUAUCAUUUUUUUAAAAUAUAUAAUUUUAUAUUUGCAACUAUAGCAGAAUUGGCCUUAAAUGUAGGAGUUUUUUCAAAAUAUUUUAUUUCUUAGAAUGCAGUACUAAUUUCUUCCACUGUUAGCGCUGUCAACCUGGCAACUAGUGAAGCUAAAUCCAUAUGUGAUAAAAAAAAACCAACUUCUUCCAUGUGUGUCUGUUAAACCUGGUGGUGACUGAGACUCACAGCAGUGAGGCCUCGUUAACACUCCGUUAAACCACUGUUCAUUAGUGGACACUGAAACUGAAACAAACUGACCCAGAGUCUGCUCCACCCACGCAGUAACUGUAGUCACCGCCCAUGUCACAGCUGCACCAGAAGGUUAACAAGAAAUUAACUCUAAACUUUUAAUACAAACAAGAGUUUAUUUUAAGGCCACACACCUCUGAGGUUAAACCUUUGAAUGAAACAUUUAAAAACGUCCUUGUACAGUGGCAGGUGUCUGGUUCUGUUCUGUUCUGUACAGUACGUCAGAGCCAGCAUUCUGUUUGUUUGUUUGUGUAGGCGGACUGAAUGACUCUACCACAGAGUUUUACUAAUGAUGUUACAUUCAGGGAAGUAAUUAGCUGCGGGGGAGUGACCGUGAUGAAUCCUUUGAUGAAAAGAGAAGAAAUUAAAGUUAUUUUCUUUUCUUUUGUUAGUUUGUCAUAACUAUUGAAUUAGAAUCGGAUGAACGUGAACGUCAAAGUCAGCAGGAGAAAGAGGAGAGAAGUGGUGAGGCGGAGCAUGUUAAACGGACAUCCAAUCAUAGUUAAAGUUUGUGCAGCGAUGGGGGGAAAACAAAGAUGAUAUAAGGCCGACAGAAUAUUGUCUGACCAGAACACAUUUGGAUUUAUAUAAAUAUAUAGUCAGCAAAAACAAGACUUACUGUAAGGACUCUACUUCAUAGCAGGAACAUAUUGUACAUUUCUGGAUUUGAUCACAAAUUAUAGAGUGAGUCUGUGGAAUGAACUGAACACCCUGGUCCUGGUGUCAUGACAUCAGUGAUUUGCUGGCUGAGAGAAACAUCCCAGAAGGAAAAAAAAAAAAAAA